Molecule: messenger RNA, 2862 nt
Organism: Miscanthus lutarioriparius
Lineage: Eukaryota; Viridiplantae; Streptophyta; Magnoliopsida; Poales; Poaceae
Source: the annotation of a GenBank genome assembly
AUGGAGGAGGAGGGGUUCCUGGAGGUGCGGUGCGCGGGGUGCGGAGAUACGCUGGAGGUGGAGCGCGGCCUGACGGAAUUCGCCUGCCCCAGCUGCGCCACGCCGCAGGCGCUCCCGCCGGAGCUCAUGCCUCCGCCGCCGCCGCGCCCGCGGCGCGCGCUUCCUCUCGGCCUCUCCGCCGGGCCCGCGCGGGUCCCGUGCGCUGGAUGCGGCGCCGUGCUGGCCGUGCCCCGGGGCACCCGGCGCCUCCUCGCGUGCCCGCUCUGCGGCGCCGAGAUUGACAUCGACGGCCGCGAGCGCUUUGCUGCCUACAGCGGUGUUCAGAUCAUUUCGCCGCCGGGAACUGUCGUGCUCGCUGCCACGUCCUCACGGCUGCCGGAGGAAGAGACCAUAAGCCGGGCAGUUCAUGUAGGACAAGUGCAAGUAGGAAGCCACAAUAUUCAUAGAGGGGAGUCACCCGUUAGGUUAGUCAAUGAAACUGUUGAAGGGGGUGAUUUUAGGAAGAAAUCUAGGCCAUCAACUGUUCCUAGAUCUGUUUGUGUAGACAAUGUAACAGUGGAACUGGAACAUUCUAGAGAGGAGGCGCAUGGAGAGAAUGGAAGUGGUUCCAUUAGAAGAUUUGGAAUCCAAAAGGCUACAUAUGCCAUUUCUGGUAUUGCGGAGCAGGAUACAGUAGAGCCCCCAAUUCAAACUGCUUGUGCUGAACCGGUGGAAGUCCAGUCGUGUGGUAACACUACUGGAUGGAAUCUGAAGAGGAGAAAGAGCAGCGAAACUACUGCCAAGAAUCAAAAUGGGAAAAAAGGGGAUUUGAGUUCUUCAAGAGAACAUCUUUCACACAGUAAGCUUGUGCAGCCACAAGGUAAGAGAGACAGGGAUCCUAUCCAGCAGAUAGCUUCUUCUCCAGAUGAAAAUCAAUUUGAUCCUUCAGAUAUUGACAGAAUCAUCACCAGGCUGUGCCCCAGUGCCUUGCCUGAGAAGCAGGUAUCGCAGGCAAGCUCAGAUGACUUGAACAUUGAUGCAACCUUGCCACCUAUCUCCACCAAUCAUUGUAUAUUUCAAAGUGACUGCUUCCCAGACAGACAGCACCAAGCCAUGGCUACAGGUUCUCUUGCUAACCAGGGCUUUUGUUCAGUACAAGCGCAUGAAAUGCCUCAGGAAUGUUUAAAUGGCAUAGUUCCUUCUGAUAAAAGUAGCAAACAGAAGCAGAAUCCACCGGCUGAUAUUCUGCACAGGCAAUAUGUACAAGAAUACCCCAGCCAUGACAGUCAGUCAGAGGAGGCGCAAGUUGGGUUUAAUAACCACAACAAAUAUUCAGGUCAUUACAAGAAUACAGCAAAGGGGUCUAGGAAUUUGUCAACUGAGGGGGAUUAUUUUGCGGAACAACACCACACUAGUACCAACCAGAGAGUGGACGCUACUACUUCUACACCUCUGCCGACUGCCACUCCCUUGCCUGUUGCAACUCCAACUUCUGUUGUCUCAAGACCACCAGUUCAGCGAUCACCACCUCAAUACAAAUCAUUAGAAGCUCACCAUUCCCAGGGUGCACAAUCUGUUGGCAUAGGAUCUAUAAACAGACCACCCAAAAAGCGCGGGGGACGGGGCCCAACAAAACUCAUCGAACCACGUAGGGAAGCAUACAGGCCUGUGCUAACUCCAAAUAACAUUGACGGCACCUGGGAUGUAGAACCUCCUUGUUCCAAGGUGGCCUACACCAUCUCUACGCUUCUCAAGCAGUGGCACCCAGGAUCGACCUACGUGCCAGCUAAUCAACUCGCAAAUGAAGUGCACCACGAAGAAUUGAUUCUCCAUUGGCACCAGUAUCAUUCAGAUACAAGGGCUAUUAUUUUGGAUGAAUUCCUUCAACGCUACAAGUGGGGCCCUGGGCAAGAAGCAGAGUGUCUGAAGUUAUUUGAACGCAAAGUAGUCAGACAAUUCAAUUCAAUCCUGUGUGAUGAGAAGCGAAGGGCUAGGGUGAAAUUGGUUGCAUCAAGGAAAUCUAAGGAAGCGUUGGAUGCUGCCAGGUCCAAAAAGACAAAUUUGGCUGGGAAAGAGUUGAAGCAGCAGCACAGAAAUCCAGCUUCAGCGGGGAGUGAGGAUGAUGACCCGUUGCAGUGGAAGCCUUUCCCCCCUGAAUGGAUGCAACCAAAGUGGUGGGAAAUGCUAUGUGAGCACUGGGUUUCAGAAGAAGUCCUGCAAGUCUCGGCCCAGAAGAGGAAAAACAGAUACACAGGAGGUUCUGCCCAGCACACGGCAGGCUCGCGGAGCAUAGCCAUGCAUCGAAAACUUAUGAUAAUAGAAAAUGGUGGGAAGCCAGUAUCAGAUAUCGAAGUAUUCAAUAAGACCCACAAACACAAUGGUGGUAAGGGAGAAUUUGUCACUGAGAAAGCUAAGAAAACCAUGGAGCGCUUCAAACGUCAUUUGGAGGCAGGUGAUACUGAAGUAGAUCUCAAUCUUGUAUGGGCACAGCAGGCGGCAGGGGGGCGGAAACGAGGGAGGUACUAUAGACUCCAGGGCAUCAUUGACAAAGCCCGAAUCGGUGCCAUGGCAAAAUCCACCCCAGGUUGUGUAGAUGAAGUAACAAAGAAAGAGAUGUUCACACAGGACCAGGUGCAGGAGAUGAUUAGUCAGGCAGCGCAGCAAUUAAAUGAAGCUUGGGAGAAGAGAUUUCAGUCCUUGGAGCAAAGGAUGCAAGGCACGAUGUCCUCGGAAGCUCCUCAGCAUAAUCCAUUGCCUCGUGGUGCCCAACCAGUGGCUGAGGACCAGGCAUCACACCAGGAUGCCUCAGACUCUUCACAUGGAGGAUCGUACCAAUCCACAGCAGACGAUGACGAGGAUGACGAAGACUAUGUUGUUAACUAG